This is a messenger RNA of Osmia lignaria (orchard mason bee), 2917 nucleotides long. It is a transcript of the gene Lfg, whose product is annotated as Glutamate NMDA receptor-associated protein 1 lifeguard. NCBI's taxonomy places the organism in Eukaryota, Metazoa, Arthropoda, Insecta, Hymenoptera, Megachilidae. The record is from RefSeq and is a predicted model, not a curated record. Gene Ontology annotation, cellular component: membrane.
UGGUAAACAGUAGAAAUAUGUAACAUAUCACGCAGGCGCAAAAUGUAUUAAAGUCUCGUCUCGUUUUCCAAUAUUCAACGUACUUCAUAUCAGUUGCUCGUAGCAGAUUCAGUUUGACGGUUGGUGAAGUGGGGGACUGAGACUUCUUCGUACAACACGCAACAGCACGUAUAUUUUGUGUAAAUAGGCGAAUCUGAUUAAUGAUAUAGUCUGAUUGAAAUAAUUACCAUUUCAAGCAGAUACAAUCAAUUGUUUGUAUAAGGAUCUGAAACAUACUUCUAUAAACAGUGACGCCGGAUUAUAAGUGACAGCGAUGUGACGUUUAAAAUCGUACAUAGAUCGUAAAUAUAGUGUUAAACCAAACUCAAAAGAUGGCAACUUGGCAGAGUACACCUGGUGCAGGAUAUUAUCCAGGGCAACAAGGUUACCCUCAACAAAAUCCUGGGUAUCCUCCUCAGGAACCCUAUAAUCAAGGAUAUCCACCUCCUUACGGUGCAAAUCCACCAGGUCCUGGUUUCAUUCCUCCAGGCGCUCCUCCCUACGGACACGUUCCACCACCUGGUCCAGGAUUUGCUGCAGGACCACAACCAGGCAUGUACGGGACAAACUAUGCAGACGACUCUAUGCCACCCGAAGUCAAAGGGUUUGAAUUCAGUGAAAAAUCCAUCAGAAAUGGAUUUAUUAGAAAAGUAUAUAGCAUACUGAUGUGUCAGCUUCUGAUUACAGUAUCAUUGAUAUCGUUGUUCCUUUAUCAUCGUCCAACGAAAAUGUGGGCGAUGGCUCAUCCAGAAAUGUUCUGGAUUUGUUUUGUAGCAACUUUUGUUCUGAUUAUUUGUAUGGCUUGCUGCACAAGUGUGAGACGAAAAGCUCCUAUGAAUUUCAUAUUUUUGUUUCUGUUUACAAUAGCAGAAGGUUUUCUUCUAGCUGUUGCUGCUUCAACAUACAAUUCUGAAGAGGUAUUACUGGCUGUUGGAAUUACUGCAGCUGUUUGCCUUGCACUGACAUUAUUUGCAUUUCAAACGAAAUUUGAUUUCACUGGUCUCAAUAGUAUUUUAUUUGUUGCACUGAUUAUUUUUAUGCUUUUUGGAAUAAUCGCAAUAAUCUGGAGUAGUAAGAUUAUGACUUUAGUAUAUGCAUCGAUUGGAGCUUUGCUGUUCUCUAUUUAUCUAAUUUACGAUACGCAAAUGAUGAUUGGUGGUAAUCACAAAUAUUCGAUUUCUCCGGAAGAGUACAUUUUUGCAGCACUGACUCUUUACAUCGAUGUUGUUAACAUUUUCCUUUAUAUUUUAACCAUUAUUGGCGUCGCACGAGAUUAAGUAGUAUUACACACAUUUUUGUCGUUAAUCUCGAACGCAUAAUGCUUUUACUUACUAUUAUUCUGUUUUGACUCUCUUUGGGCAAAGAGAGAGUACAUUACAGAUAAGAAGCAAUUAGAGAUGUGAAAAAGAUGAUAUUGGCAGAAAAAAAGUUAAUUUUUAUGAAAUAUAGCUUUUACACAUUUUUUCAAGAUAUAGUUAACACAAAAAACUGUUUUAAUGUUCGACCUCUAGUCUCGUAAGUCAAAUAAUUUCUAUCAUACUAAAGAAAGAUAAGCUAAAUCGUUAAUACAGUUAAGAAUGUGAAUGCAAAUAAUAAUAUACAAAACAUAAAAAGUUAUAUAUACGUACGUUUAGGUAUUCAUUUCAUUUCUCAAUUGAGGAAAGUAUUAUAUUCAUUUUCAUUGAAUUUACUUAAUGAAAUAAUUUAUUUUCUGAAAAAUAGAUUUACAUUUUGUAAAUUUGUCAUAACAUAAAAAAUAUUACAUAGAUCCAGUAAACCAAUGAUCCAUCUAAUAUGAAUACUAGAAGUGUGUGAGAACCCGAAUAUCAGGAUUCUGAGUCGUGGUUCGGAACGAACUUUGUUUAAUACAGCCAUUCAAUAGUUAUUUGCAAACAUUUCCAAUUCACGCUCAUUACAUAUUGAACAAAGCUUGUUCUGUUACAUGACUUUUGGUUUCUCGAAAUCUCAGGAAUCCCAACGUUAUGUUUCACGAGGUACUUCAUAAAACCUGACUCGAGUGUUGGGUAUUCGACAUUUUCAAGUUCCCGCACACAUCUAAUGAAUAUAUUUUAGUAACAUUAAAGUCGGUAUAGUAGAUUUAGUGAUAUAUAAUAUUUGAAUGUUAUUAAAAUUUCAAAUUAUUCUAGACGUAUAUACGCAUUCAUAUUUAUCCGUUAUGUGUGUUGAAAAAAUAUGUUAUUUGAUCAUAUUUCCGUAAUAAAAGAAAUAUUGUAAAAUAUUGAUUAAUAUUUUAAUUCCUUGAGAUAAAAAGUUGUUUAUUACAUUGUAAUAUCUUACAGUAAGCCUAUGUUGAUACAUUGUAAGAACAAAAACACAACUGUAUACAUUACGAAAAAAAAAACAUAAAUGUUAAGUUUAACAACACAAAUGAUUGUAUUAUAAAUCAGUUCUUGGUAAAUAUUUAAUAUUCUUUAUAUUGUUUAUCGCUGAGGGAAAUAAAAAACAAUUCUCUCGAAAUCGUGAAUGUUUAUAUUUGUAGUAAAUUAGUUUUACACAAAUAGAAUAAAAGCUCUUGGUCUUCAGCUUUCAGACUUUUAACUUAAAGUUUAAAUAAGUAUAUGUAGUGCAACGUCUGUAUGAAAAAGCAUUCAAUGUUCACAUAGAUUUUAAAGAUUAAAAAGCCCACAUUCAUUCUCACUCUUCUCAUUAUGGUAACAAAUUGCAGCCUCAUAACAAAUAAAUUGUUUCUAGUUGACUUUGUUCGUGCAACAACGCAUGAAAUUUUACAUAGAAAAUAAAGCUCCAUCAACAGUGUAUGUUGAUGCUUGUUCCUUAUGUUCCUUAUAAAAGCUGUGAUGGAGCUUUAACGUUUGUAUAAGUACAUGCAACAGACACAUUUAUAAAUACAAUCAUAUAU